Molecule: messenger RNA, 2479 nt
Organism: Pan troglodytes (chimpanzee)
Lineage: Eukaryota; Metazoa; Chordata; Mammalia; Primates; Hominidae
Gene: DENR
Product: density regulated re-initiation and release factor
Exons: 8
Coding region: 176-772 (198 amino acids)
Biological process (GO): formation of translation preinitiation complex; translation reinitiation
Molecular function (GO): mRNA binding; translation initiation factor activity
Source: RefSeq, a predicted model, not a curated record
CGCCCAGCGGCGGCCGGAAUCUCGCGAUAAAGGCUCAUUGUCUCGCGGGAGCGCUGUUGGCGGUCGGGCGCUCGGGCGGCCCUGGCCGGGGAGACGAGUUGCAUGUGUUGGUUCAGCUGGCGAUAGCGGCGGGAGCGGAGCCGGCGGGGCCUGUGCGACCGCCUGGGUUUGUGAAAUGGCUGCUGACAUUUCUGAAUCCAGCGGGGCUGACUGCAAAGGAGACCCAAGGAACAGUGCCAAGUUAGAUGCCGAUUACCCACUUCGAGUCCUUUAUUGUGGAGUCUGUUCGUUACCAACAGAGUACUGUGAAUAUAUGCCUGAUGUUGCUAAAUGUAGACAAUGGUUAGAGAAGAAUUUUCCAAAUGAAUUUGCAAAACUUACUGUAGAAAAUUCACCCAAACAAGAAGCUGGAAUUAGUGAGGGUCAAGGAACAGCAGGGGAAGAAGAGGAGAAGAAAAAACAGAAGAGAGGUGGAAGGGGUCAAAUAAAACAAAAAAAGAAGACCGUACCACAAAAGGUUACUAUAGCCAAAAUUCCCAGAGCAAAGAAGAAAUAUGUGACAAGAGUAUGUGGCCUUGCAACUUUUGAAAUUGAUCUUAAAGAAGCACAAAGAUUUUUUGCUCAAAAGUUCUCCUGUGGUGCCUCAGUAACAGGGGAGGAUGAAAUUAUCAUUCAGGGAGAUUUUACAGAUGACAUAAUUGAUGUCAUUCAGGAAAAAUGGCCAGAGGUAGAUGAUGACAGCAUCGAAGAUCUUGGAGAAGUAAAGAAGUGAAUUUGAAAAUUUGUCCGUAUUUAAUGGCCUGAACUGAGAGUUGAUAUGGCCAAAGGGAGAGAGGCCUUUUAAAAUAUAUAUAUACACACACAUAUAUAUGUAUGUAUACACAUAUACACAUGUAUAUAUACAUAUAUGUGUGUGUACAUAUAUACAUAUGUAUACAUACAUAUGUAUACAUAUAUACAUAUAUGUAUACAUAUGUACACAUAUAUGUAUACAUAUAUAUUCUACAGUAAAACUGUAGACUGUCCUCAUCCUUGGCAUUUUCACUGUUCUGUACAAGGCUGCUUGUUUUUUUAUUGCCAAAGUCAAAUAAACAGGGGAGACUGUCAUGCUCAUGCAUGAAUAGAAUUUAGUCAAAUAAAAAAUUUUGGUCAUUUGGUACUGACUUUCUCUCUCUCUCUCUCUUUUUUUUUUUUGACAGAGUCUCGCACUGUUGCCUGGGCUGGAAUGCAGUGGUGCGAUCUCGGCUCACUGCAACCUCCGCCUCCCGGGUUCAAGUGAUUCUCCUGCCUCAGCCUCCCGAGUAGGUGGGAUUACAGGCGCCCGCCACCACGCCCAGCUAAUUUUUGUAUUUUUAGUAGAGAUGGGGUUUCACUAUGUUGGCCAGGCUGGUCUCGAACUCCUGACCUUGUGAUUGGCCCACCUCAGCCUCCCAAAGUGCUGGUAUUACAGAUGUGAGCCACCGCACCCAGCCUGAGUUUCUCUUUCUCUCUUUUUAACUUUAUUUUUUGAAAAACCCGGUAGACUUUUUGUGGGGAGCAUUUUUGUUGAUAAUUUUACUGAUCUAAAGCUGAGUGAUUUUUUAAAAGAAUUUGAAUUUGGUUUCCUCACCAGUAAUAUGUCUCCUUGCUUCUUUGAUGUGAUAGUUUUGAGAUGGGUGAGAAUCUAAUAGAUCUGUGGUUGAAUUUGCUUUGUUGUUAUGAAGUCCACCCUGUGGGCACAAUAACAUACUGUUGGUAGGAGUUGUUUGAGCUAUUCUGGAGAUUAUUUGGUAAAGUAUACUAAAAGCCUUAAAACCAUGUAUGUGCGUUGUUUGAACCAGUAAGCCACUUCUUUGACAUUAGAAGACAUUAGAAGAAAUAAUCAGCCUUGCAUAAAACUUAUGGAUGAAAGUAUUCAUCACAAUAUUAUUUAUAAUAAAAAAUUGCAAAUGUUAUAAAUGAACAAUUGGGAAAUGGUUAAAGAAGUGAUGGUGCAUUGUGUGGUAGAAUAUUAUGCGUAUGUUUAAAGAAUCACAUUUUCUAAGAUUAUUUGGAAGCAUGUUUGGUAAUGUCAAGUGGAGUACCCCAGAUACAUUUUAGACAUUUAUCGUCAUCAUCUGCUCUGAGUGGAAGGCCGUUCAGAGAGGCUAGAGGUUCUUAUUCUGGCUAUAAAUUACGUGAGUAAAAUUGUGCUAACCAGUUAAAAGUACCGUACACCCAUGCUCAAUAUAUAGUCCUGGAAAUAGCAAUUGAAACAUGUCUUCUCACAAGAGAAAAUGACAGUUUUAAUGAUGUAUUUGAUGAAUUUAAACUUUAAGUCAGGUGCUGCAAAUUGGAAAGAAGACUUGUGGUGUUUUAAGUUGCUGUGGACACUUUUAAGAAACUUAGAACCCAUGGAACCCUUGUUUAUCGCCAUGCAAAUUACAAUCUUGAAUGAGUGUUUUUUAAAAAUAAAGUAUUAGAAAAAUGUGUAAUAAAGAUGUAAAAUUAAAAAAUGGAA